Messenger RNA from Guyanagaster necrorhizus, 531 nucleotides. RefSeq lists its product as uncharacterized. The record is from RefSeq and is a predicted model, not a curated record. The transcript is spliced from 8 exons. Bases 1 to 531 code for a protein of 176 amino acids. Lineage: Eukaryota; Fungi; Basidiomycota; Agaricomycetes; Agaricales; Physalacriaceae.
AUGGAGCAAAUAUCUGCCACGAUUCCACCCCGGUCUCCUCAGAAAACCACUGUACCCAGCACUACCCCGCAGGGGGUGGGCAGUGUUCAGAAACGCUUGGGUAAUGAGCUGAUGACGCUGAUGAUGAACGCCUCGCCGGGCAUAUCCGCGUUCCCAAAACAUGACGGCAAUCUGUUUGAGUGGGCGGGUACGAUAGAAGGACCCGCAGGAACGAUUUACGAUGGACUAACGUUCAAAAUAUCAAUAAACUUUCCCUCAAACUAUCCCUAUGUACCUCCAGCCAUCAAGUUCGAUACACCCUGUUUCCAUCCAAACGUUGAUAUCACGGGAGGCGCCAUAUGCUUGGAUAUACUGCAGGACAAAUGGUCGGCUGUAUAUAGCGUCCAAACAAUUCUAUUGUCCUUGCAAUCACUGCUUGGGGAACCGAACAACGCAUCUCCUCUUAAUUCGGAGGCCGCUAAUGCCUGGAACAAUCCUGAUAUCUUUAAGGCGCACUUGAUGAGACAUUACCGACCUGUCAAUAAUGCUUGA